Molecule: messenger RNA, 5129 nt
Organism: Herpailurus yagouaroundi (jaguarundi)
Lineage: Eukaryota; Metazoa; Chordata; Mammalia; Carnivora; Felidae
Gene: PDLIM5
Product: PDZ and LIM domain 5
Exons: 15
Coding region: 147-1970 (607 amino acids)
Biological process (GO): actin cytoskeleton organization; heart development; muscle structure development
Cellular component (GO): Z disc; filamentous actin; adherens junction
Molecular function (GO): muscle alpha-actinin binding; actin binding
Source: RefSeq, a predicted model, not a curated record
CGCGAGGAGGCGGAAGUUCCCGCAGGCGGUGGGGACGGCGCACGCACCCGGAGUCACUUGUCAGCGCUCGUCUGAAGCGGAGGCAGUGCCACGCCGGACUCGAGUUUCUUUCAUUUUCUGGGAUUGAACUUUGAGCUGUUAGAGCCAUGAGCAACUACAGUGUGUCCUUGGUUGGCCCAGCUCCUUGGGGUUUCCGGCUGCAAGGUGGCAAGGAUUUCAACAUGCCUCUGACAAUCUCUAAUCUAAAAGAUGGAGGCAAAGCAUCCCAGGCAAAUGUAAGAAUAGGCGAUGUGGUUCUCACCAUUGAUGGAAUAAGUGCACAUGGAAUGACUCAUCUUGAAGCCCAGAACAAGAUUAAGGGUUGUACAGGCUCUUUGAAUAUGACUCUGCAAAGGGCCUCUGCUACACCCAAGCCUGAGCCAGUCCCCGUUCAAAAGGGAGAACCUAAAGAAGUAGUUAAACCUGUGCCCAUUCCAUCUCCUGCUGUGUCCAAAGUCACUUCCACAACCAACACGGCCUACAAUAAGGCACCACGACCCUUUGGUUCUGUGUCUUCACCAAAAGUCACAUCCAUCCCGUCACCAUCGUCUGCCUUCACCCCACCCCAUGCGACCACUUCAUCACACGCUUCCCCUCCACCCGUGGCUGCUGUCACUCCUCCCUCAUUCGCUGCAUCUGGACUGCAUGCUAAUGCCAAUCUUAGUGCUGACCAGCAUUCGUCUGCACUGAGCGCUGGUAAACCUGCAGUUAAUGUCCCACGGCAGCCCACAGUCACCAGCGUGUGUUCCGAGACUGCUCAGGAGCUAGCAGAGGGGCAGAGAAGAGGAUCCCAGGGUGACAGUAAACAGCAAAAUGGUAACCCUGGCACCGUGAAAACUCCACCUAAACGUCCACCAAGAAAACACAUCGUGGAGCGCAACACGGAGUUUUAUCACAUACCGACUCACAGUGAUGCCAGCAAGAAGAGACUGAUGGAGGACACUGAAGACUGGCGUCCGAGGACUGGAACAACUCAGUCUCGCUCUUUCCGAAUCCUCGCCCAAAUCACUGGGACUGAACAUCUGAAAGAAUCGGAAACUGAAAAUACAAAGAAGGCAAACAACACCCAGGAGACUCCUCAGCAAUUGGUCCCAUCAGUAGCUUCAGCUCGGAGCAUGCCUGAGAGACAGGAGAGCCCAGCGGCCACUAGACCAGGGGUGGCUGGUCUCACAACUGCUGCUGCCUUCAAACCUCCAGGAUCCACCAACGUUAUCAAAUCUCCAAGCUGGCAACAGCCAAACCAAGCAGCACUUUCCAGUGGAAGAAUCUCAAACAGUGCAGCCUCAUCAGGAGCAGUAGCACCAGCCAACUCAGCCAGGGGACAGCCCCAGUCACAUGACCAAGGCACUUUAGUGCAAAGAGCUGAGCACAUUCCUGCAGGGAAACGAACUCCAAUGUGUGCCCACUGUAACCAGGUCAUCAGGGGACCAUUCCUAGUGGCACUGGGGAAAUCUUGGCACCCAGAAGAGUUUAACUGUGCUCACUGCAAAAAUACAAUGGCCUACAUUGGAUUUGUAGAGGAAAAGGGAUCCCUGUAUUGUGAGCUGUGCUAUGAGAAAUUCUUCGCUCCUGAAUGUGGUCGAUGCCAAAGGAAGAUCCUUGGAGAGGUCAUCAAUGCUUUGAAACAAACUUGGCACGUUUCCUGUUUUGUGUGUGUGGCCUGUGGAAAACCCAUUCGUAAUAAUGUUUUUCAUUUGGAGGAUGGUGAACCAUACUGUGAGACUGAUUAUUAUGCCCUUUUUGGUACCAUAUGCCGUGGAUGUGAAUUUCCCAUAGAGGCUGGCGACAUGUUCCUGGAGGCCCUGGGCUUUACCUGGCAUGACACCUGCUUUGUAUGCUCAGUAUGUUGCGAAAGUUUGGAAGGUCAGACCUUUUUCUCCAAGAAGGACAAGCCACUUUGCAAGAAACAUGCUCAUUCUGUGAAUUUUUGAAAGUCAACAGCUCAGGGGAGGAGAAGAAAUUUGAAGAGAAAGAGAAGAAUUAGAAUUACCGAUUAGUUUUUAGAUUUAAUAUUUGUAGGAGUUUUGAAAAAUAAUAGUGACCCUGAAGGGAUAAAUUCCAGCUUUAAAAACCAAGUCUAUGAGGAAAUAUUUGGCUUCGUAAAGUAGAGAGACAGUUUGGCAUUUAUGAUUACUUUUUCCUCUAUUUUCUGCCCAUAAAAUAACUUUUAUAAAAGCCAAUUUCCUGGUUGACUAUUAAAUUCAUCAUAGAAUAAAUUAGUGAAGAAUUAAACUUUAGAAUAAAAACCUCUAACAUUUAGGCUGAGGUGAUUAUACUUUCUUUCCUUGUUAGGUAGUUCUGAGUAAAUCUGUAAAAGGCAAUGAAAAUUGCCUUGCAUCGUCAGUAGGUAAAACGUAUUUUUUCAAAAAUAGUGCUUAUCUUUAAAACAGGAAAUAGUUUAAACAGAAUUUUAUCAGUAGUAGGUAUCAGUUUUUUAAAAAACCGUAUGUACUUUUUUGUCUUCUAGCUGAUCAUUCCAGUGGGGAAGACCAUUGAGAUUUUUUAUCAAAAUGUGUCCUGCCAAUAGGAGGUGUGGUAUUUCUCUCAUCUACCCCCCUCCAAAAAGCCACCAUGUAGUUUCUAAAUGUCAAAUUUUUUGCCUUUUAUUAAAAUAUGGCCAUUUCUAUUUAUGUAUUCAUUGUUUUAUCACCUAUAUUAGUCAAACUCCAUUUUUCCCCCUUCCCUCAUGCUGAGGUUAAGAGAGUAAGUAGAAAAGAGUGUGGUUAAGAAUUAUGGUAAAUCAGAGGAUUGUAUCCAAAAUUUUUAAAAAUCCCCCCCUUUUGGACAAUAAGUCCAUUAGAUAAGUUUCAGAUCUGUACUACUGACUGAUAAAGGUUCGAGAACUCUCUUUGCAGAAUAAUUUUUUCUUUGAUUCUGCAUUAGAAAAGUAAAAGAUUGGCUUGGGGAUGUGAUAAAAUCUAGGAUUUUUGUUUGUUUGUUUUCUUUCAGUAGCUCUCUCAAUAAUAAAUGAACCACUUUCAAAUGUGAUCUUGAAGUUUGGAAAACGUUUACUCCCAGAGGUUGGUAGUAUAGGAGGGAAACAUGAUCAGUCGCCCAGACUGGCUCGUUAUUUGUUUUCUGUAUUUGGGGGGGGGGGGAGGGGAAAUUAUGUAGAUAACACAUGAAGACAGAGCAACCAUUGUGGUGAAAUUGUGAAUUGUAUUGAUAUUUGCCCAGUGAGAAAACAGAUUAUGACAUUGAAUAGUUUUUCCCUUUGUUUCUAGAAUGGAUGCAAGCCCAUGAUCCCACUAAGGUAUAAUAUCAAUUUGUCUGGGGCAAGGUGCUUUUAAAGUUGAGACAGAACCCCAAGCCCUCCCUGCCCCAUAACUCACUAACGACUUCACUUCCAUUGUGUGUGUGUGUGUUUGUUAUAGAGGGAGGUUUUAGGCUCUAAUAUUUGUUUAACCUCCCUAAGAACUUUGCAAGGCAUCUGUCCUGAAAGCUGUUAAUUUAUGGCCUAGCAGAUUUAUAUUAUAUACAGAUAAUAAUUAACUGGGAAUAAAAGAAUGAACAGGGUGACAUGAAGUGGCUUCACCAGUAGCAACCCCCAACUACCUCCUCGCCCUGCAUCUGUAGGGAGGCAGGAAGUUUUAUUUUCGAAACAGAGUGCUGGGACUGAAUUGUGCGUUAUUUCUCAUUGCUGCUGAAACCACCGGUAGAGUUCGUGCUGGCUAAUGUGCGUGGUCACAUAUCUUAAUGUCAGUCUCUUUCUUUACGUGAUAUAAAUUGGUGGUUUUGUUUUGAUGUAGUAGAGAUUUUUUUUUUUUUUGGUUGUUUAGUUUUGCCUUUAUAGAUUCCGUGCCAAGAUAGUAUUUGAAAAGUCAGUGGCAUUUAGGUAUUUCCUUUAAAGAGUUUUAUUUGACCUGGAUUUCUUAUUAAGUUACUUUACACUAAGGAUCUCAUUUUUAUUCGAUUUUUCUUCAUACACACUAUUCAUGGAGCGUAAUUUUGCAUUCCUCUAAAUUUUGUCCCUAAAAGGAUAACAUUACUUCUUCCUAAUUUAUCAUUUUGUCUUUGUGCUUUGUCCUCUUUUGUGGCAAAGCUUUAUAUCUGUUCCUAAAACAGUUAAUCCUGUGAAAUAAAUAUUGAUUAUAACCCAGAAGAAUCUCUGUAUUUUCCAGUGGGGAAUGCCAUAUUUAAUAUACCAGCAUUAAUCUUUUAAUAACUGGCAGAGCACUUUAUUCUUCUGGCGAGCUCCCUGAAUAUUUAUUUUUCUGAUUAUAAAUAUUCCAGAUCAGUAGCAUUUUUUUUUUAAUUAUUACCUCUUUACUGUAGAGCAUUUACUUGUAGUCUUUCUUGAUGUAUAUUUUGGAAUGCUGUACUUAGUAUAAUACUGAUUAAAAUUACAGUAUAUGACUCUAAAGCAUCACCCACUUGUAUUUCCCAAAUUCGAAAAUGCUAGUGACAGGUUCCAAUUUAUAACAUUUUGUAGACUUCCAAGGGCUGAAUGUUGCCCACUGGAGUGGCGGCCGAGAAAGGAUCCCCACUGUUUAUGUUCAUAGCACCAUACUAUUUCUUACGGAUUCGGGCUCCAUUUACAGCCGAACGCUACAGCCUCGUCAUUUGGUCACAGUGUUAAGACCGAUAAGAGUUGCAGUCUUCCAACUGUCAGUUGAAACCUUAUGGUUAAAAGUCAUCUACAACAAAAAUGUUUUCAUGGUGCCAUUUUCACAGGGUAGUGUACUAGGACCACUUUCAUAGAAAAUAAUUCCUUCCUCUCCCUUGUUCAAGUAGGAAUCUAGUGUUGUAUUAACAUUUUUGUAACGUUUAGAGUUUUUUAAUCAUCCCUGUCGAAAGGAGAGGCCUUUCAGACAUAAGAGAGGGGGAAACACUGAAUAAUUUUAUACGGAUCUAAUGUGGCAUCACUGUCAUCCCUAAUCCUCCGCAUGUUUUAAGAUACUGGCUUUGGAUUUUCAAAAUAUCAUUUGCCUUUCUGUUGAUCUGUAUUUUCUGUUGCUUUACAUUUUUCAGUUUGUAUAUGUCUGUACUGUUUUGCUUUGGGCUAUAUUUUCGAAUAAACACCACAUGAGAAAUAUAAUCAGCAUAGUUACACCUUAAUGUGCACAUAAUAAAUAAAUGGCCGCAGUGAU